AUGUACACAGUCAAAAGUAAUCAAAAUGGUAAACGUUUGUUGUGUAUAUGUAAUGUGGCGCUUGGUGACAGCGCACAGUAUUAUUCAUAUGCAACCAAUUUGAUACAACCACCUGAAAAUUUUCAUAGUGUACAUGGUGUUAAAGCAACAAUUGAUAAUCAUUCUAUAUUUAAAGAUAAUGAGUAUGCCAUUUAUAAUCUGGAUCAACAACGUCUACAAUAUUUAGUUGUCGUUUCCUGGAAACCACACGAUAUAAUUUCUAGUGUUCCAAUAAUCCUGACAAGUAUAAGAGAUCGAAUAAUAGAUCCACAAACAUCAGUUGAAAUGCCAGAAUUAAUCGAAGAUGAAGUUGUUCAAAUUGCGGAACAAGAUUAUGGUCUGAUUUCAGCUGGACAACGUCUGCCGUUAAAAGAGUUUCAUAUAAGAGCACAAUUAGUUGAUGUUACUGCAGAAGUUGUACUCUAUCAGCUGUACCAUAAUAACAGUUCGCAAGCAAUAGAGGCAAAAUAUGUAUUCCCAUUAGAUGAACAUUCAACAGUGUGUGGUUUUGAAGCUCAUAUUAACAAUAAAGUUAUUGUUGGAGUUGUAAAAGAAAAAGAACAAGCAAAAAAAGAAUAUCGCGAAGCUAUUGAAAAAGACUAUGGAGCUUACUUAAUGGAUCAGGAACAACCGGAGGUUUUCAGUGUUUCUGUUGGUAAUUUACCACCAAACUGUGAGGUUGUUAUUAAAAUUACAUACGUCGCAGAAUUGACAAUUGAAAACGAUGAUAUCGUAUUUCGUUUACCGGCAAAAGUAGCAUCAUGGCAAAGUCAAAUGGCUAUUAAACAUCAUAAUCAAACAUUAUUACCAUCCAUUGGAAUAACAGCAACAACAGAUUCAAAUAAAAUACAAUUUGGUUUAAAAGCAUCAAUAAAAAUGCCAUAUGAAAUAAAAAAAUUAUUUUCACCUACACAUCGUUUAAAACGAAAAAUCACCGAUUGUCAAGCAAUGAUUGAACUAAUUGAUAAUAUAUUUGAUAAAGAUUUUAUACUAACAAUAACAUUGACAACUAUACAUAUUCCAAGAAUGUUAGUUGAAACAUAUGUAUCAGAUUCUGAAUCUAGAGCGUGUAUGUUAACAUUUUAUCCAAAAUUUGAUUUAGAAAAUAAUCAAGUAACAACAAUAAUAGAAAUUAUAUAUUUAAUUGAUUUAUCUAAUUCAAUGGAUGGUAAAGCACAAAAACAAGCAAAACAAUUAGCACACAUAUUUUUAUCAAAUAUGACACAUGAAAAUAAAAACAACAAUAUUUUAUUUAAUAUUGUUACAUUUGGUUCAGAUUUGGAUGAAUGUUUUCCAAUAUCAUCCCCACUAACAAAAGAAAAUCUCUUUAAAGCAAAGCAUUUUGUUUUACAUUCAUUGGAUCAUCGUGGUAAUACAGAUUUAUUUUCGGUUUUGCGUAAUUAUUCACUUUUACCAUCAUAUGGUGGACGGAAUUAUAUACUUCUAUCCGAUGGUCAUCUAAAUGAUAUGAAAUCAAUUUUGCUAUUAUUAAAACAACAACAAAUGAAACAUGAUAGAUUUUUUACAUGUUCCAUUAGUGAUACAGCCAAUAAACAUGAUUUAAAACAGCUAAUAAAUGCAGCAGGCGGUGGUUUAGGAACUGUUUUUGAUAGUAAUUUUCGUUCGAAAGGCGUUCUUCGCUAA
This is a messenger RNA of Didymodactylos carnosus, 1683 nucleotides long. The record is from the annotation of a GenBank genome assembly. NCBI's taxonomy places the organism in Eukaryota, Metazoa, Rotifera, Eurotatoria, Philodinida, Philodinidae.